AUUUGUCUCCUCUGUCAAAGGCAAUGGGAGUAGUGGGGUUGUCUUCAAUCCUGAGAAACUGUCUUCCUCUGUCAGCAAUCAACCAGAUUAAGCAAACCCACACUCAAAUCCUCAUCAAUGGUUUGUAUCAAAACCUCACUCUCCAAACUGAUCUCAUAUUAGUCUACUCUAGGUGCAAUGACCACCUUAAUUAUGCUCAAUACAUAUUCGAUAGAAUGACUGACAAAAAUAUGCACUCCUGGAACAUAUUGAUCUCUUCUUAUGUUCAGAAUUCUCUUUAUCAUGAUUCUUUAAGGAUGUUUGAUGGGUUUUUGGAAACAGGUCUUCGACCUGAUCAUUUCACAUUUCCAUCUAUCUUUAAGGCUUGUGCAGGAACUGGAGAUUCUUGUAUCGGUAAGGUGAUGCAUUCUUGGGUUAUUAAACUUGGGUUUGAAGACCAUGUUGUUGUUAGGAGUUCGUUAAUUGAUUUCUAUGCUAAAUGUGAGAACUUGAUUGAUGCAAAUAGGCUGUUUGGGAAAAUGGUGGUUAGGGAUGUUGUUGUUUGGAAUUCGAUGAUUGGGGGUUUCGCCAGAGCUGGGUUCUCAAAAGAGGCACUAUUUUGUUUUAAAGGAAUGCAGGAGGAAGGAUUGAAAAUGGAUUCGAGGAUAAUACCAAGCAUUUUGACUGCCUGUGGGAAGGAAGGAGACUUGAUGAAAGGGAAAGAAAUUCAUGGGCAAGUAGUUAAGAGUCUACGUUUUAGUAGGGAUAUCGCAAUUGGGAAUGCUAUAAUUGAUAUGUAUGCCAAGUGCGGAUGCUUAAGCAAUUCACGGCUGGUUUUCAAGAACAUGAAUGACUUGAGUGUUGUAACUUGGACCACAUUGAUAUCUUCAUAUGGAGUUAAUGGGAAGGGAGAGGAGUCAUUAAUUCUUUUUGAGGAAAUGAUAGCUGCUGGAUUCAAACCCAAUUGUGUCACAUUCACAGCUAUCCUUUCUAGUUGUAGCCACUCUGGUCUUAUUGAUCAAGGUCGAAGGAUUUUCAAUUCAAUGAGUUCGGAUUUUGGAAUAAAACCUGGUAUGGAGCAUUAUGCUUGUAUGGUGGACCUCCUUGGCCGUUUUGGACAUCUCGAGGAGGCAUUAGAACUAGUAAAGAAUUUUCCGGGAGAAGCAGCUGCUAGUGUUUGGGGUGCUCUACUUGGUGCAUGUAGAAUUCACAAAAAUAUGGAGAUUGGAGAAAUUGCAGCUAAUCGACUUUUUGAAUUGGAAGCUCGUAAUUCUAGUAACUAUAUUGCGUUGUCUAAUAUAUAUGAGUCUGUUGGUAGGUGGGAUAAUGUUCGUAAAUUACGAUCAAGGAUGAAGGAGUUGGCUUUAGUCAAAACACCUGGUCUCAGUUGGAUUAAUAUCAAUGAUAGGGUUUUUAGAUUCUUUCAAGGUGACGUGUCUCUUCCACAGAUGAAAAUGGCAUAUGAGACAUUAGACACGAUGAGCAAGAUAAUGAUGUUGCCUCAAGGUUAUGAAUAAUCAGAUUACUUUUUAUAGAAGACAAAGUUUCAUUUUCGUGAAACGGAAAGUGAGAAAAUACCCAAGGAAAUUGCUUUCAGAAUACAUCUUGGAAGCUUCUCUUGUAAUUGUAUCUAUAUGAAGCUACAAUCUGAACCAAAAUGGCAGAAACAAUGAUACUUUAGUAGUGCGUCUUCAAGGGGCAAAGUGAAUGGUUCUGCAGUGAAGCCGUAAAAAUGGGUUAUCUGAAGAGGAACAAUAUGUCCUCACUGAUAAAUCUUGGAGUGUAUGACAUGAUAGUAGUAUCUCGUGACAUGAGAAGAUCAUCUCAUGCAAACUUGGUGAGAGCCUCCUCUCUGCUCUUAAGGAGAUUAGAUAGUACGGAGUUUCAAAAAGUUAAAAUUGUCUCGUGCCUUUGGUUGUUCUUCAUCUGGUGUGAUUGGAUUGGAUGUAAAGUUUCAAAUUACCAAUUUAUUUGGUUAGGAUGUCCGAUGACUCCAGAUCUCAUCUACUGCGAAGCUAUUCUGCUGAAGGAGACACAACCUGAUGGAGUUGCCAUACGUUGGAAGUUUUAUUGUAUACCUUGUGGAAGGAAAAAAGAACAAGAAAUCACACAACACAAAUGCUUCUUAGUCGAUGAAGCAUUAACCAUGCAAAUGUUUCAACCCGUAAAUCUUAUGGUUAAUUGCCGAGAAGUUAAUGAUUAGAAUUGGAAGAAG
Papaver somniferum (opium poppy) is the source of this 2194-nucleotide messenger RNA. RefSeq names its product pentatricopeptide repeat-containing protein At3g57430, chloroplastic-like. Gene Ontology annotation, biological process: RNA modification. Gene Ontology annotation, molecular function: RNA binding; protein binding. The transcript is spliced from 5 exons. The coding region runs from base 24 to 1496 and encodes 490 amino acids. Lineage: Eukaryota; Viridiplantae; Streptophyta; Magnoliopsida; Ranunculales; Papaveraceae. The record is from RefSeq and is a predicted model, not a curated record.